AUCCUGCAACAUGCGUUCACAUGAUUUAAGUAUUAUAUUGUCUGUGGCUCAGUGAUACCUUAAACCCCCGGUGUUUGACAGGUGCUACAUGUUUAUCUAGGCGGGGAGAAUGGGUGCGUUACAGCGGUGCGUCUUGGGACGGCCGCGUCAUGUUGAGUUCUAGCUCUUCUACUGCACCAAACCAGGAGAGGAGAGCUUUCUAACGUUGCGUUUCUGCUGAUGCGGCAAACUGCAGUGCAGAGCAGAGCAGAGCGGAGCCGGGAAGGGAAAUGGUUGUGUGCUUCUGCUCUCUCUCUCUCACACUGCCCCACUAACGUGUUCAGCUCAAACCUUCUCACUCAUACCAUGUUCAUUUCACGACCACGCCGCUGGAGAGCGCAGCCACGCGUGACGGUCAAAAGACCGAGUGGGAACUACUAGUCGGUGUUGCCGUCCGUUGGAGAGGAGCUCAAGUUAACGGCUUUUUAACAUUUUUCUUUCGUAUUAUAUUAUAUUAUAUUCUCUCUAUUCCUCGUUCGUACCGUUUCUUCAGCAUGGUUUUAAAUUGCCUGUCAAGAGAUUUACGCUUCUUCCAAGGCGGUUCAGAGCCGUUCGGUACCUCAAGAAGGUCGCCCUAGUCGACAUUGGAAGCAAAUAACACCGGAAUAACGUGGCUGAUAUUAACGGUCGCUCCAGUCGACGUUAGAAGCCAAUAACACGGGAAUAGCGUGGAUGAUAUUAACGGUCGCUCCAGUCGACGUUAGAAGCCAAUAACACCGGAAUAACGUGGCUGAUAUUAACGGUCGCUCCAGUCGACGUUUAGAAGCCAAUAACACCGGAAUAACGUGGGUGAUAUUAACGGUCGUUCCAGUCGACGUUAGAAGCCAAUAACACGGGAAUAGCGUGAGUGAUAUUAACGGUCGCUCCAGUCGACGUUUAGAAGCCAAUAACACCGGAAUAACGUGGGUGAUAUUAACGGUCGCUCCAGUCGACGUUAGAAGCCAAUAACACGGGAAUAGCGUGGAUGAUAUUAACGGAGACAGUACAGUCUAUGAAUAUUUCACCGAAGCUCGUACUGUACAGUGCAGUAAAGUGAUAUCCGCUACCUUUAAAACAAAAAGCCGGGACUGUAAAGUUGUAGCCGUGGCUGGCGGGUGCACCACCACCAAACGGAAAUCCAGGUGGAAGACGAAGGAGAAGAAGAAGAAGGAGGAGCAGCAAUGGAGGACUACUCGGAGAGAGGAGCAAGGGAGCCUUAAGAGGAGCAGCGCUUGGCGAGCUAGCCCUCUGCCUGCCUGGCCCGGGUGAAUGCAAGGGGGAUUUCUAUUAGACAGAAGAGAGAGAGGGGAGAAAUCUGAGGCGCGCAGUGAGAGCUACUAGAUGCCUGCACCCACCGGGCUGAGCCGAGCAUCUCCUGCCGCAUAGCGCUGCGCUGAGCCCGGGCAACACCGCCAGGAUGACUGUGGUGGCCGGAGAUAACAUGGAUGAGACGUCCACCCUGCCGGGGCACCUGCAGGACACCUACCCACCAGACCACGAGGACCACGAGUGCUGCGAGAGGGUUGUCAUUAAUAUCUCAGGGCUGCGCUUCGAGACCCAGCUAAAGACACUCAGUCAGUUCCCCGAGACGUUACUAGGUAACCCCAAAAAGAGAAUGCGCUACUUCGACCCGCUUAGAAACGAGUACUUUUUUGACCGGAACCGACCGAGUUUUGACGCUAUUCUAUAUUACUACCAGUCCGGUGGGCGGUUGAGGAGGCCCGUUAACGUUCCUCUGGAUAUGUUCUCGGAGGAGAUCAAGUUCUACGAGCUCGGGGCAGAGGCCAUGGAGAAGUUUAGAGAAGACGAAGGUUUUAUUAGAGAAGAGGAAAAACCGUUACCAGAGAAAGAGUUUCAACGACAGGUCUGGUUGCUGUUUGAAUACCCGGAGAGUUCGGGACCCGCCAGAGGGAUUGCUAUAGUAUCGGUGAUGGUUAUCUUAAUUUCAAUAGUCAUAUUCUGUUUGGAGACGCUGCCAGAACUCAAAGAGGACCCCCGGGGUAGGAUGGAAACUGUAGGCAACGUGACAUUCUAUUAUAAACCAAAUAUUCUCACCGAUCCUUUCUUCAUAGUGGAGACCCUGUGUAUAAUCUGGUUCUCCUUUGAGUUGAUUGUGCGGUUCUUCGCCUGCCCUAGCAAGGCAGCUUUCUUUAAAAACAUGAUGAAUACUAUAGACAUAGUAGCUAUCAUACCCUACUUCAUCACGCUGGGCACCGAGCUGGCAGAGGACCAGGAGGGGAAGGAGAAACCAAGUGAGCAGGCCGCGUCUCUGGCCAUCCUCAGGGUCAUCCGGCUGGUCAGGGUGUUCAGGAUCUUCAAGCUGUCCAGACACUCCAAGGGGCUUCAGAUAUUAGGACAAACCCUCAAAGCCAGUAUGAGAGAGUUGGGGCUGCUCAUUUUCUUCCUCUUCAUCGGAGUCAUCCUCUUCUCCAGCGCUGUCUAUUUCGCCGAGGCGGAGGAGAAGGAAUCUUUCUUCACAAGCAUCCCCGACGCCUUCUGGUGGGCCGUGGUCUCCAUGACAACAGUGGGCUACGGGGACAUGUACCCGGUGACCAUCGGCGGAAAGAUAGUGGGCUCGCUCUGCGCCAUCGCCGGGGUGCUGACCAUCGCGCUGCCGGUGCCUGUGAUCGUGUCCAACUUUAACUAUUUCUAUCACCGGGAGACGGAGGGAGAGGAGCAGGCGCAGCUUCUUAACGUCAGCAACCAGGACCUUAACUCAGACAGCAACUCAUCGCGCCGCAGCUCCAACUCUAUCGCCAGCAAGUCAGAAUACAUGGAAAUAGACGAAGGGAUCAACAAUAGCAUUGAUAACUUUAGGGACGCGAAUCUCAGAACUGCUAACUGUACGCCUGUCCUCAACCAGAACUGCGUGAAUAAGGGCAAGCUGCUGACUGACGUCUAGAAAUAUAUACAUUAAUUCUAUAUGGCAGCGAUAGACAUCAUGAGGACACACCGUUCGUUGUAAAUAUUGUAGAAACGUUUCGGGAAAUGCUUGAUUUAACUUCGUUAAUAAUGCGUUUUUUUUUUGCAUUUGCGUUAAUUACAUUUGAAUGAAUAGAGAGAAAACUGUUUCACCAAAAGAGGAUUAAAAAAAAAUAAAAAAGGUUUGUUUGACUCUCAAAAUGGGAAUGAUAAAAGUAUUAUAGUAACAUAUUAUCUUUAUGUUCCUAACGUUAUCGGAGAUAUACCGGAAAACAUCCUGCCGUUGAAAUAUGACACGGGGAAAACACAACAUGAUCGUUGAAGAAGAAACGGUUUUGCAUGGAUAAUGGAUCAUGGAUCAUGGAUAAUGGAUCAUGGAUAAUGGAUAAUGGAUCAUGGAUCAUGGAUAAUGGAUCAUGG
Messenger RNA from Oncorhynchus mykiss (rainbow trout), 3360 nucleotides. The record is from RefSeq and is a predicted model, not a curated record. Lineage: Eukaryota; Metazoa; Chordata; Actinopteri; Salmoniformes; Salmonidae.